UCUUCACCAUUUACAACCAAUCCCAAUUCCCAACACAACCUUUUCACACACCCAAAACAUUUAUCCCCACCGCCCCCCCCAAAAAAAAAACAGCCAAUCCAAUGGCAGCUUCUUCUUCACCCUCCUCCUCCUCCUACGCCGCCUUUCUCGCCGCCGUAGUAGUAGUCAUCUCCCUGCUCGCCUCCACGUCAUCCGCCUCCAGUAGAAGAUCCCUCUCCCCCGCCGCCGCCGCCGAAACCACCAACACCGAGUUCAUCCGUACGUCCUGCAGCGCCACCACGUACCCGAAGCUCUGCUACAACUCCCUCGCCGUCCACGCCACCAAGAUCCAGACCAGCGCCAAGCUCCUCGCCACCACCGCCCUCGACGUCACCCUGGCGUCAGCGAAGUCCACCUCCGCCGCCAUGCUCAAGCUCUCCCGCACCCACGGCCUCGCCCCCCGCCAGUCCGCCGCGAUGCUCGACUGCAUCGAGGAGCUCGGCGACUCCGUCGACCAGAUCCGCCAGUCCAUCGGCGAGCUGGCCGGCGCCCGCACGUCCCCCGCCGAGUUCCAGAUGAUGAUCAGCGACGUCCAGACGUGGGUCAGCGCCGCGUUGACCGACGAGACCACGUGCAACGACGGGUUCGCCGGGAAGGAGAUGGCCGGAGAGGUGAAGACGGCGGUGAGAGGGCGGAUCGAGAAGAUUGCUCACCUCACUAGCAACGCCUUGGCUCUCAUCAAUGCCUAUGCUGCUCUUCAUAAUUAAUUAGAUUUGGACCUCAGUAAAACGACGUCGGUCCGGCCGCCUCCUGUGGUAGUUGGUAAAUUUAGCUGCUACGUGUUGUGAGGGGUAUUAUGGUAAGAGUGUAUAUAGGAAGUUGGUUGGUUUGGUUCACUUGGGUUGAAUAUAAUGAGCGGUAGUUGUGUGGCGGUUGGCUUGGCUUUUAGCUAGUAGGGUAAGUUGAGUUGAAGUUACUAUGUUGUAAACUGUGAAGUAGUAGUAGUUCAAGUGUGAGUUUUCUGUACUCAAGUCUCACCCAUGUAACGCACAAGAAGUUGUAGCUACUAUAUAUGGAAGAGAACCAUGUGUGUUGUCCAAAUUUGGCCUGUGAUUGAUGACCGUUCGGUCAAUCUCCUUAUCUGUUUUUGGGCGUUUAUCGCUCUAAUUUAACUAUAUAUUAUCAGAUACAUGUCAGUUUGCUAUAGGACUUAGUGAAAUGUGUCCAGCACAGAAACUAACAACUAAUAAAUGGUAGUUGUGCCA
Messenger RNA from Linum trigynum, 1244 nucleotides. The record is from the annotation of a GenBank genome assembly. Lineage: Eukaryota; Viridiplantae; Streptophyta; Magnoliopsida; Malpighiales; Linaceae.